Molecule: messenger RNA, 2221 nt
Organism: Ananas comosus (pineapple)
Lineage: Eukaryota; Viridiplantae; Streptophyta; Magnoliopsida; Poales; Bromeliaceae
Product: phenylalanine--tRNA ligase beta subunit, cytoplasmic
Exons: 19
Coding region: 143-1924 (593 amino acids)
Biological process (GO): phenylalanyl-tRNA aminoacylation
Cellular component (GO): cytoplasm; phenylalanine-tRNA ligase complex
Molecular function (GO): magnesium ion binding; ATP binding; phenylalanine-tRNA ligase activity
Source: RefSeq, a predicted model, not a curated record
CUUCCGCCGCCUCAGUUCUUCCUCGCCUUGGAUCCUCCCUUGCCUCACUCCUACUUUACCUUCCUCCUAGUCGGAGUCGUAGCACCGUGCAAACCCUCCGCCGCCGCAGCCGCCGAAUUCUGCUCCAUCCUUUCUCGAGGCCAUGCCGACGGUGAGCGUCGGAAGAGACCGCCUCUUCCAAGCCAUCGGCCAGACCUACACGCAGGAGGAGUUCGAAGCGCUCUGCUUCGAGUUCGGCAUCGAACUCGACGACGUGACGACCGAGAAGGCGAUAAUCAGGAAAGAAAAGCACCUGGAAGAUGAAGCGGAGGAAGGGGAUGAGGAGGUGAUCUACAAGAUCGAAGUCGCCGCGAAUAGAUAUGAUUUACUUUGUCUUGAAGGAAUAGCACGGGCUUUACGCAUUUUCACUGGGAGGGAAGGGAUUCCUGUAUUCAAAAUCUCUAACAUCCCACCUCAGAGUAUGCUUAAAAUGCAUGUUAAACCAGAGACUUCCUUAAUUAGACCCUUUGUUGUUUGCGCUGUCUUAAGAGGAGUAACUUUUGAUGAAGCCAAAUAUAACAGCUUCAUUGACCUACAAGAUAAACUCCACCACAACAUUUGUCGGAGGAGGACUUUGGUGGCUAUUGGUACUCAUGAUUUGGACGCAUUGGAAGGCCCCUUCUCAUAUGAGGCAUUGCCGCCGACAGAGAUAAACUUCGUCCCUUUAAAGCAGGCCAAAAGCUUCAGGGCUGACGAACUACUUGAGUUUUACAAAUCAGAUAUGAAACUGAAGAAAUUUUUGCCCAUAAUCGAGAAUUCUCCUGUCUAUCCUGUGAUAUAUGACAGCAAUAGAAAGGUAUUGUCAUUGCCUCCAAUUAUUAAUGGAGCACAUUCAGCCAUCACUCUCAAUACUAAAAAUGUGUUCAUCGAAUGUACAGCUACUGAUCUAACCAAGGCAAAAAUUGUUCUGAACACAGUGGUUACUAUGUUUUCAGAGUACUGUGAAAGGAAAUUUGAGGUUGAGCCAGUUGAGGUGAUUUACUCUGAUGGCAAGGCUAGCAUUUACCCUGAUCUCUCGGUGACCAAAAUGGAAGUUCCUCUUUCUGAUAUUACUGGUCCCAUUGGUAUCUCUCUGGAGGAAUCAGAGGUUAUUCCAUUAUUGAAUAAAAUGCAAUUGCAAGCUGAGAAAUCUGUCUCGGCAGAUGCGAAUCAUAUCAUAUCUGUGUCUGUACCUCCAACUAGAAGUGACAUUCUACAUGCCCGUGAUGUUAUGGAGGAUGUUGCUAUCGCUUAUGGCUACAAUAAUAUCCCAAAGUCAAAGCCUAAGUGUAUGACAAAUGGAGGUAGACAGCCACUGAACCGAUUUUCUGAUAAAAUUAGAGCUGAGGUUGCAAGGGCUGGAUAUUUGGAGGUGCUCACAUGGAUCUUGUGUUCCCAUGAGGAGAAUUUUUCAAUGUUAAAACGAGAGGAUGAUGGGAAGAAAGCAGUCAUUAUUGCGAAUCCUCGUUCAUCUGAAUUUGAGGUUGUUCGAACAAGUUUGAUGUCAUGCUUAUUGAAAACUUUGAAGCACAAUAUUGACCAUCCGAGGCCAAUAAAGAUAUUUGAAGUUGGCGAUGUCGUGACGCUUGAUGCUACACAUGAUGUUGGCGCUGCAAAUAAUCGUCGACUUGCAGCAUUAUAUUGCAAUGUGACCUCGGGAUUUGAGGAAAUAUUAGGUUUGGUGGAAAGAAUCAUGAAAAUUGUGAGAGCUCCUCAUGUCCCAGUUGGUGAUAGUUUUAUGAGACCUUCAGAGGAACCGGAGUUUUUCCCCAAUCGACAAUGUAGCAUCAUAUUCAAGGGGAAAGAGAUUGGCAACUUCGGCAUUGUUCAUCCUGAGGUAUUGAAGAAAUUUGGCAUUCCUGAUCCAUGCUCAUUCGUGGAGAUUGAUAUCCAGGCCUUAUUAUAGUGUCAGCUUUAUUUUAUUCUACCCAUUCUUUUUUAGUCGAGAUCUUUAUUUUUUUGGUGGCUAAAUUUGAGAUAUGAAGGUUAAGACUUGACAAAAUAUGAAGAUUAGGAGUUGCGCCCGGAUCAUCUUAAAACUAUAUUGUUACAUCAGAUUUUUGACAGACUUCGUCAUUUGAUUGAAAUUGGCAGAUACUAAUAUGGUAAUUUAUGCAAAGAAUCUUUGUAUCUUUUCUAUUUUUGCCAGAUACUACAAAGGUCGCUUUAAAUUAAUAUCUGUGUCAACUUGUUCUACUUUUUC